Messenger RNA from Diabrotica virgifera virgifera (western corn rootworm), 1232 nucleotides. RefSeq lists its product as uncharacterized. The transcript has 2 exons. The record is from RefSeq and is a predicted model, not a curated record. Lineage: Eukaryota; Metazoa; Arthropoda; Insecta; Coleoptera; Chrysomelidae. The coding region runs from base 171 to 1190 and encodes 339 amino acids.
GUUUGGGAGUAAAAAUAGAAAACACCGAUUUGUAAUUUAAUACAGCAUUUUAAGAGGUGGACAAAAGUGCAUCAUACUGUUAAUUGUCGCGGGUUUUGUUGUGCGUUAAGUAUUAUAAACAAGAAACACUGCAUUUAACCUCAUCUUUUAAGUUGGAUUACACCAAAGAAAUGACAGGUAAUGGUUCCUUUUUGGCAGAUUUAAUCAAUUAUACAACUUUAGAGGACAACAAUGACAAUUUUGGUGAUGACAGUGACAGCUAUGAAGACGUCUAUACCUUUUACGGACCCUUCAGCAAGGUGGUUAACAUUUUUAAAGAUAUAAUUUUAAGUUUAUUCAUACUUGUUCUUGACUGUAUUCUACUGUAUCUAUUUUGUUCCUUUAGUAAAAUUCGAAAAAAAUACAACGUUUAUAUUUUAAAUUUUGUUAUUUUGGAUACAUUUGCACAGAUAAAGUCCAUCAUUGAUUUUUUGUUUAUUUAUACUUUAUCUGUAAAUCAAUACUACAAGUUUAGCUAUGUAAUUUUUUUAACAGUUCAUUUUUAUAAGUACAGCCUAGCAUUUUAUUUUAUUUUGUCUUUUUUAUUAGCACUGGAAUGGUUUGUGGAAUCUUACCGACCACAUUUACUUAAUAUUCCAGAUUUUGUAAGAAACGUUGUUUUAUUUGUUUUAAAUUGUAUAGUUCUAGUUUUAGGUAUAUUUACCUACUUUUUGCCUAGUAUUGUAAGACAUGAUGAUAUAGUAAUCUUCAUUGCAUAUUUCGCAACUUUGUUUAGUAUGUUAAUUUUAAAUGUAUUAGUUCGUCGUGUGGACUUAACAAGAGCUUACGUUCAUACGUCCUACAUUCUUAAUGUAGCAAAUAUCGUUUUUGUGUCAUAUUUCAUUUUAAUUUUAUAUAAUAUAUUCCUUAUUUAUGUAGUAGAGCUAAAUUUCGUUUGUUAUUGCAUUUUGUUGUUUACGUUGUUUAUUCCUCAACUUCUAGCACACGCACAUUUUGUUUUAAUAAUGUGGGUUUUCUAUAAGAAUAACAUUGAUGUAAGAAAUGUUGUAAAUCGCCAUUUUAAGGUUUUGGAAGAUUUCAACGACGACAGAACGUUAACAGAAAAUCAAGAGGUUGAAGAAAAUACGUACAUUCAUGCAGAUAAUUUUGGUAGUGUAGAUGAUACUAGACGAAUAAGUAGUUUUAUAUAAAAUGUAGAGUGAUAAUACUUUGUAAAAAAAUACAAUAUCAAA